Molecule: messenger RNA, 1368 nt
Organism: Closterium sp. NIES-65
Lineage: Eukaryota; Viridiplantae; Streptophyta; Zygnematophyceae; Desmidiales; Closteriaceae
Source: the annotation of a GenBank genome assembly
AUGAACGUCGCUCGUAGGUCUAUGAUGCAUGCAGCUGCCCCCCAUUUUCUGUGGCCGUUUGCGGUGAGCCCUGCUGUUGGCGAUGCAUCGGCGCUCCGGGUCUGGGGAUCUCGGGCGUUUGUCCGCGACUUGUCUGCGGACAAGCUGUCCCCUUGUGCUGCUCCUUGCGUCUUCCUGGGGUCACCCCCUGACGCGCCAUGGUGGCAGUUCUACCACCCCACCUCUCGACGUGUUUUGUCCUCCCAGGACGUCACGUUUGACGAGUCGGUCCCCUACUACCGCCUCUUCCCGUACCGCACUCCGUCCCUCCCCCCACCCCCGCUCUUCCUUGUACCAGUCGAGCCUGACGAGGUCACUGGUGACUUUGUUGCUGCUGGGGGUGCUGAGCCUGGGGGUGGUGGACGAGGGGGUGCGGAGUCUGGGGGUGCUGAGCCUCGCGGUGCUGCGUCUGGGGGUGCUGGGCCUGGGGGUGCUGGGCCUGGGGGUGCUGAGCCUGGGGGUGCUGCGCCUAGGGGUGCUGCGUUCGGGGGUGCUGAGCCUGGGGGUGCUGAGCCUGGGGGUGCUGCGCCUGGGGGUGCUGAGCCUGGGGGUGCUGCGUCUGGGGGUGCUGAGCCUAGGGGUGCUAUGCCUGGGGGUGCUGAGCCUGGGGGUGCUACACCUGGGGGUGCUGAGCGUGGAGGCGCUCCGCCAGGAGGUUCUCCGGAUGCUUCGUCUCGCUGGGAGCCACUCUCUCCACUGGAGCUGCGCGAGUGGUUUGCCCGGCGCUGGCGCCGUACUGCUGGUGCUGGAGGUUCUUCGGCUGCUGAGGGUGCUGCUGGGCCUGCGGGUUCGACUGGAGCUGGUGCUCCUAAGGGUGUUGGCACUGAGACUACCGCUGGCGGUCCUGCUGGGGGUGCUCCUAGUGGUGCUGGAGGUUCUGGAGCUUCUGGAGGUGCUACUGGAGCGGGUGCUCCUGCUGAGGGUACUGGUGAGGUCCCUGCUGCUUCAGGCGUCGCGGCGCGGCCUCGACCGUACUUUCUUCCACUCCCGCAGCAGGUUCUUGGUCUUCCACCUUCUACUGGUCCUCCUCCUCCCUUAGAGUGUCCACAGCCUCCUGCGUCCCGCCCUGCGUCGCCUGUCCGUGCUGCUCGCACUAGUGGUCGUGGUUCGCGUCAGCGUCCUCCUCUUGUCCCUGGCAUGCACCGGAUAUCUCUACGUCCGUUGAGUGCUCCUCUGCGUGCCCCUUUGCCUUCUCCUCCUAAGUCCUCUCUUCCUGCUCUUGCCGACCCGGAGUCGGACUCUCUUAGUGCUGCCAGUCCUACUGUCACGCGUCUCCUUGCUAGUGUCGUCACUGACCCUUCUUUGAGUCUACUGCUGCGUCUGCUCUAG